AUACAUAUUCCGAUGACAAAUACAGCUCAGUUGCAAAAUGGUGUCGAGGUAAAGUUAAGGUGUGCUACUAAAAAUAUUUUCUAUGGGCAAGAAUUUAGGCGUCAGAUACACACAAUGGAUCCCAUCAAAAAGUCUUAUACUAGAUUUCGGUACACCCAAGAGACACUGGAAAAAGCACAUAAUUCUAUAAUCAGAGGUGAAUUUAGUAUAAAUAAGGCCAGCAUAAUGUAUAAUAUAAUAUAAUAUAAUGUAUAAUAUAAUAACAUACCAACGUCAACUCUACACAACAAAAUCAACAAUAAAGUACCAUGGCAACGUAAAAUGGGCCCAAUGUCGGAACUAACAUUCGAAGAAUAGCGAAAACACUUUAUUAAUGUUGUCAUGUGAGUUAAAAGUUUAAGACUGAAAUAUAUUUUUGGUCUAUUUUUAAUAUUAAAACCUUUAGCUUAAGUUUGUUGUAUUAAUUACUGUCAAAUGUUUAUAAAAAAUGUAGGUAGUAAAGUAAGUACCUAUUGCUAUUGUCGUCGAAAUAAAAAAUCUAAAUUCCAUUUACCGUUAAGGUUUAUAACUGAAUCUUGGCUAUUUAUUGCUUCGUAUAAAUCCAUAUUUUAUUAUAUAGAUAGGUAUACUAGCUUGCUCUUCCUAAUUACUAAUAAACUACUAAAGAUAUUCAGGUCGGAAGAAACCAAUCCAUUUCGACCAGGUUUCGAAGCGCUCAGAUAUUAUCGAGAGGAGCUGAGGAAGUCCGCUUUAAAAGAUGCUGCUGGAUUGAUAACAGCACAAGGUGAAAGCUGGAGAAAAUUCCGUACUACAGUAAACCCUGCGUUGUUGAAGAUCAAGCUUUUGAAAUUGUAUGCGCCAGCGCUGGAAGAAAUAGCUGAUGAAAUGGUAGACAGGCUCAUUAGACUCCAAGACCAAGGGGAUUACUUGAAAGAAAAUUGGGAUAAGGAAAUGAUAAAUUGGGCUUUAGAAUCUGUCGCUCUCAUGGCCAUGGAUGUACGUCUGGGCUGUUUGAAAGAUAACCUUGGAAAAGAUCAUCCUAGUAAACAGUUGAUUCAAUGUGCAAAGGAUAUACUAGAUUUGUCAUUCAGGUUGGAGAUACUGCCUAUUAGCAUUUGGAGAAAGUACCCAACGAAGACUCUUAAGAAACUUGUAAAGACAUUCGAUUUGCAGUGGCAGUUAAGUAGCAAUUAUAUCGUGGAAGCAAAAAAAAGAAUAAAUAAUCGAGGUCACGACAUUCCCGAAGAAGAUAAGACAAUAGUGGAAAAGCUGCUAACAGUUGAUGAGAGUGUCGCUAUCAUGAUGGCUAAUGAAAUACUACUAGCCGGCAUAGACACGGUAUCGUUUACUGUGACUAAGCUCCUCUACCAUUUGGCCACAAAUCCUGACAAACAGGAGAAGGCUCGCCUGAACUUAUUAGAAAAAAGAUCAAGUAAACAGUACUUACGGGCGUGCAUCAAGGAAUCGUUGCGUCUUUCGCCGAUUGUUUCAGUAAAUGUGAGACGGACGGGGAAGGAGCACAUCGUUGCUGGUUACCACGUUCCCAUAGGGAUAGAUGUAAUAGCGCCAAAUGAAAUAUUGACUAAUUCGGACAAAUUCUUUCCAAAAGCGAAAGAAUUUAUCCCUGAAAGAUGGUUAGCGGACAAAAGAGAUCCUUUAUACUACGGGAAUGCGCACCCCAUGGCUAGUUCCCCCUUCGGGUUUGGGAUAAGGUCGUGUAUAGGACGUCGGAUAGCCGAGUUAAAGAUAGAGACUUUAGUAGAGACGAUACUGAGAAGAGUUCGAGUGAGCUGGGAAGGACCACCAUUAAAAGUCACCACAAGAAUCAUGAAAGUUCAUGAAAAACCAUUUGGUUUUAAAUUUGAAGCUUUAAAUUAAAUUUUGAAAAACUAUUUUUAUUGAAGCAAUGAGAUGUGUCAAACCACUAGCGGAUCUAUUUUUGUUAUCCACCGCAACAUCCAAAACAAUAAAACAAGCAGUCGGAGAUAGAACGCAAGUGAAGCU
Molecule: messenger RNA, 2004 nt
Organism: Plodia interpunctella (Indianmeal moth)
Lineage: Eukaryota; Metazoa; Arthropoda; Insecta; Lepidoptera; Pyralidae
Product: cytochrome P450 CYP12A2-like
Exons: 8
Coding region: 475-1878 (467 amino acids)
Molecular function (GO): monooxygenase activity; heme binding; iron ion binding
Source: RefSeq, a predicted model, not a curated record